GGCGCAAUGGCUGCAGUUGAUUGCAUUCUGAAAUUAGGAGGUAGUGCAUUGACGCAGAAAAGCCAGCUGGAGACGCUGAAAACGGAGUCAUUGCGGAGGGCGGCUGUUCUUGUUUCGAAGCUCUGGGAGGCCGGAGAAAGACGUUGCAUAAUUGUGCACGGCGCAGGGUCCUUUGGGCAUUUCCAAGCAAGAGAAUAUGGUGUUGCAUUGGGGACAUCAGGAAGAUCAGCUGCAAGUGACAAUUUGAGACAAGGGCUGUGUUUGACUAGGCUUUCUGUCACCAAGUUGAACCAUUUGGUGACAGAACAAUUGAUUAGUGUUGGAGUUCCAGCAGUGGGGAUUUCGGUUUUUGGGAUCUGGAAAACAACAAACAAGAAUAUCACCGAGGCUGAUAUUGAUGCCGUGAAGGACAUUUUAGAUGCAGGUUAUAUCCCUGUAUUACAUGGAGAUUGUGCCCUGGACUUGGAACAACACUGUUGUAUCUUAUCUGGAGAUACAAUUAUUGAGGUUUUAGCUAAGACAUUCUGUCCUAGGCGAGUUGUGUUUCUCACAGAUGUGAAUGGAAUUUACAGUUGUCCACCUGAUACCCCAGGUGCUAGGCUGCUGGAUUCCAUUGUCAUUGGUCCUGAAAGAACUAUGGAGCGAACUGUGCUCACAUCUGCACUACCACAUGAUACUACUGGAGGAGUGUCCUUGAAACUACAAACUGCCAUAAAUAUAGUUUCUUGGAGUCAUGGAUCCAUUCCUGUUCUGAUCUGCAAACUGGACAGUGACGCCGCUGUAAAGGCUUGCUUGACUGGGGAAUUGGAAGAAGGUGAAGGCACAAAACUUUCUUUUGUGGAUACGUGAAGUUUUUUGUAAAGGGACCGUGAAUCGUGUGCAGAAGAAUUUCUGGGAGAUUCAUAAAUUUUGUUUCA
Messenger RNA from Protobothrops mucrosquamatus (brown spotted pit viper), 917 nucleotides. RefSeq names its product isopentenyl phosphate kinase. Gene Ontology annotation, cellular component: cytosol. The coding region runs from base 7 to 849 and encodes 280 amino acids. The record is from RefSeq and is a predicted model, not a curated record. The transcript has 6 exons. Gene Ontology annotation, molecular function: kinase activity. NCBI's taxonomy places the organism in Eukaryota, Metazoa, Chordata, Lepidosauria, Squamata, Viperidae.